AUGGAAGCCUAUUUAAGCGCUUCAAACGAACUUGGAUUCUCUCCGCUUGAGGACAACAUCGAUAUUGCGGGUAUCAAGAGAUGGAUUGACCUAUGCGAUCGCGAUCACACCGGGAAGUGCCACACUAUCACAGACCCUAUGGAUAAGAUGCCACAAGCCACAGGAUUAUUAUUCAUAGACGUCGAGAAGCUUUGUCUGGUAAAGCAGCCUAAGGAUGCAUACAUGGAUCGAUACGUUGCCUUGAGUUACGUUUGGGGUACCGCAAAGAAUCCUUUUCAAACAUUGAAAGCGAAUUUUGAUUUGUUAAGCAAGACAAAUGCAUUCAGAUUACCCGAAAUCGAUUGCCGAAUUCCCAAUACCAUCAAGGAUAGUAUUCUUCUCGUCCGUACUUUAGGUAUUCGGUACUUGUGGGUCGAUCGGUUUUGUAUAGUACAGGACGAUGAAAUUGCCAAACCGCAUCAACUCAAUUCGAUGGCCUUAAUAUAUUCCAAUGCGUACUUCACCGUCGCGGCCACCGAGGGGGCAGACAGUGAUUAUGGGCUUCAGGGACUUGGAAAGAAACGCCUGAGAACACCACCUUUUGAAGUCUUCGAGUUCGGCCCCAGUUGUCGCAUGGUUGCAACUUCACCAGUAAAGAAAAUCGCUAACGAAGUCUAUCAUACCCGAGGCUGGACGUUCCAGGAAUGGACCUUUUCUUCACGUAUGAUUGUAUUUCAUGAACAAACUGUGACAUGGAUAUGUCAGAAAUACAAACAGCAGGAGAAUGGACACACCCCAAACCAAUUGCCGGAAAGAUUGCCCUUCACUUUGUGGACAAAGCAGCCCGAUCCGAUAUAUUACUGUCUUCAGGUAGAACAGUAUAGCAGAAGGAGUCUGUCUAAUUCAGCAGACGUCUUAGCAGCAUUCAAUGCAUUCACCACAGCGCAAAGUCGAGCCAUGAAAGGUGGGAUGCUACAUGGCCUUCCAGAACUCUUCUUCAAUAACAUGCUAUGCUGGCACCACGACAUAGACUCGCGACACCAAAGACGGGUCGAUUCCAAACGCAAUGUUCUGAAGCAGUUUCCUUCCUGGUCAUGGGUUGGCUGGUUCGGUCCAAUGGAUAUGUGUCUCGCCAGUGAAGCCAGCGGUAUCAGAAUGCGUGCCUCCCCUGGCCGUCUCGCAUACCCUUGCAUCACAGAAUUUUACAAGAUCCGCACCAACAUGCAAUCCGAAGAGCGUGAACUUAUUCGCGAUCUGCACUACUACGAGUCUCGCGGUAUAGAAUCAACGGUCCUAAGCGAAAAGUCAUUAUCUCAAGAAGCUGAAGACGAAGAGAAUUCCACAUUGAGGCUCAAUCAUAUUUACUCCACCGUCAUCGAAUUUCGUACUCGCCGGCUCAUCGCACGUCUAGCUGAGUAUGACUGCAAUGGGUUCAGCAAUGAUACGGCUUUUAUACUAGGACCUGAGGGCCACAUAAUCGGUGCUCUAGACCUCGGCCUAUCCUUCUACUCACUCGACCUACCCCAAAACGAUGUCGAACUUAUUUGCAUUAGUGUUAGCGCGCCUGUGUGCUCGAAGCAUGCCCAUGUUCGAAAUCUCACUAGCCAGUAUAUCGAUAUCGACAGUUGCCCCAGAGAGUGUUUUGCGGAUUUGGAACACUACUAUAAUGGAAUUUACGAGCCAGCAUCGGAUUGGCAGUUUAGGUGUUAUGAUGUGUUGUGGAUCGAGUGGGACAACGGCAUUGCAUACCGAAAGGCGAUAGGGCAGAUUUGGAAAGAAGACUGGGAAGCUGCAUAUACUGAGGAGGUGGAUAUCCGACUUGGAUAA
Messenger RNA from Bipolaris oryzae ATCC 44560, 1806 nucleotides. RefSeq lists its product as uncharacterized. The transcript has a single exon. Bases 1 to 1806 code for a protein of 601 amino acids. Lineage: Eukaryota; Fungi; Ascomycota; Dothideomycetes; Pleosporales; Pleosporaceae. The record is from RefSeq and is a predicted model, not a curated record.